UAACCAUCCAUUCUAUGAUGGCUUCUCGAAAACACAAUGAUUGUGAGAGUUCCGGCUUUGAAUGAGGUUUUUUCUCUUCUUUAGAAGUUCCAUUACUACUAAAGUUUUUCCUUUGCAUUCUUUGGAAGUUCAAGUCCAACGCAAGAACUACAGUACAUACUAGUUACAAACAAGAAUGCGCAAUUCGCUGAUGAAGGACCUUGGCAGGGUCGUUGAUGGCCUGUCCCUAAUCGGCAAGGAGGUGGUGAAACAAUCUCAAAUUCGCAAUCAAAAUGGGGAUUUGGGAUCCCUAAUUACCAAAGCAAUCCUCACCGUCACAGACCUCUCUGGACUCACCAGUGGCAAGGUCCGGGAGUUCGUCAACCCUCCUCCUCCUCCUACUAAUUCUAAUUCUAAUUCUAAUUCCCGAGAAACGAGUAUCGUGUACUUUGCGGCUGAGGAGAGGCAGCCCCAAAUAUCCGUUCAACGAGAUCAAGCUGCCCCCCAUCUCUCAUCACAUCCGACACCACCAGUACCACCACCACCGUCAUUGCCAUCGGACUUCGACAGAAAAAGGACGGAAUGGGGCUUGGGGACGACAAACAAUGGUAAUUGUAAUGGUUCUACUGUCAACAGUCCUCCGCUGAGUGGUGGGGAUCCGGAUAAUGAAGGUUCGCCCACUUCAGAGGGCAAUAUUGCUGUUGCUAGUGAUGGAGCCAAAGAAGAAGAAGAGGCUUCUUUACCGACUGCCACUGCUAAGAGACAGAGGAGGCCAAGGGAGAGGAGAGUUCCUUCUACGCCUUUUUCUAGAGCUCUUGGGUUUGCGGGCCUCGGAGCUGGUCUUGCAUGGGGGACAUUCCAGGAAUCUACCAAGAGGCUUCUCUUUGGUACGCCUGACUCACAAGAGAAGCAAUCUGUUGUUUCCCCAUUCUUAUCCGAAAGAAAUGCGGAACGUUUGGCUCUUGCACUGUGCAGAAUGCGUGGAGCGGCACUUAAAUUAGGGCAGAUGCUGAGUAUUCAAGAUGAAUCUGUUAUACCUCCUCCGAUCUUGGCUGCAUUAGAUAUCGUCCGUCAAGGUGCAGAUGUGAUGCCAAGGAGCCAGCUGAAUCAAGUUUUGGAUGCUGAACUGGGUCCUGACUGGUCAUCAAAGCUGAUUAGUUUUGAUUAUGAACCAAUGGCUGCCGCAAGUAUUGGCCAGGUGCACCAAGCAGUUGCAAAGAAUGGUUUGCACGUUGCCGUGAAAAUUCAGUAUCCUGGUGUGGCGGAUAGCAUUGAAAGUGAUAUUGACAAUGUAAAACUGCUAUUAGACUACACAAAUCUUAUUCCCGAAAAUCUUUUUCUGGACAAAGCCAUGAAGGUGGCAAAAGAAGAAUUAUCUCGUGAAUGUGACUAUGAGCUGGAGGCAUCAAAUCAGAAGAGAUUUCGGGAUCUGCUAUCCAACACGGAAGGAUUUUAUGUUCCAAUGGUCAGGGAUGAUAUUUCAAGUAAAAGAGUUUUAACUACGGAACUUGUUCCAGGAAUUCCAAUUGAUAAAGUUGCACGCCUAACACAAGAGACCCGUAAUUAUGUUGGCAAAAAGUUAUUGGAGCUCACUUUGAUGGAGCUUUUUGUUUUUCGUUUCAUGCAGACUGAUCCUAACUGGAGCAAUUUUUUGUAUGAUGAGACCACAAAAACUAUCAAUCUCAUUGACUUCGGAGCAGCUCGGGACUACCCUAAAAGUUUUGUCAACGAUUAUAUGCGAAUGGUUGUUGCAUGCGCAGAUAGUGACAGAGAAGCAGUGAUAGAUAUGUCACGGAGGCUGGGGUUCAUAACUGGAAUGGAGUCAGAUGUUAUGUUAGAGGCUCAUGUCCAGGCUGCUUUUGUUGUAGGAUUGCCUUUCGCAAAGCCUGAUGGGUAUGACUUUCACUCCACAAAUAUAACUCAAAGCAUUUCUAAUAUCGGGGCUACCAUGCUGAGGCACAGGCUGACACCACCUCCUGAUGAGGCUUACAGUCUUCACCGGAAGCUUUCUGGUGCCUUCCUUGCUUGCAUCAAGCUUGGGGCUGUUGUACCUUGCAGGGAACUCCUGUUACGAGUUUAUCAAAGUUACCAGUUUGGAGAAGGUGGGGGUGAGAUCUUCUCCAGUGCUCCAAAUUCACGGUAGUCGCUCUUUUACCCUUUUCUAUUGAUUUAUUUUUUUCAUGAAAUAGUUUGGGUGCAGUUUUGCAUUCCAAUAAAUUUUUUGGGUUUUUUAUACGUACAAUGGUGUUGAGAGGUUGUUUGCCUUGCUAAAAAGGAAUUACUAAAUUGGAGUACAGGGAAGGUUUUAAUAAGACAAAAGAUAUAUGUAAAAUUAUUUUAGGCG
Rhododendron vialii is the source of this 2323-nucleotide messenger RNA. Its product is annotated as protein ABC transporter 1, mitochondrial. Gene Ontology annotation, biological process: ubiquinone biosynthetic process. The coding region runs from base 176 to 2122 and encodes 648 amino acids. Gene Ontology annotation, molecular function: kinase activity. NCBI's taxonomy places the organism in Eukaryota, Viridiplantae, Streptophyta, Magnoliopsida, Ericales, Ericaceae. The transcript has 8 exons. The record is from RefSeq and is a predicted model, not a curated record.